Molecule: messenger RNA, 2422 nt
Organism: Gryllus bimaculatus (two-spotted cricket)
Lineage: Eukaryota; Metazoa; Arthropoda; Insecta; Orthoptera; Gryllidae
Source: the annotation of a GenBank genome assembly
UUAUAAAAUGACAGAUGCUAAUAUAUGAUUAAAUCGUAUAUUACUUGCCCAUCCGAACAUUAUGAAAAUACGAUAUGAUCUAUGUUUAUUUCCGUAUCUCUUGUAAUGUAAGUUUCUCUUAGAGAAAGACUUGUAAAGAAGUAGGAUGUAAUUGUUGUAGAUGUUGGAUUGAAAUCCGUGGUGCUCUAUCAAACAAUAUAAUACAUAUUUUUCAUUAUUACUGAUAUUUACAACUUUCUUGGCUUUGAUUUCUUGUUUAAUGCGUCAAAUUCAGAAGCGAAAUGCAGUGUCUUGCCCACAGACUCUUGAUACAUAUACUCUUUGAUAUAACCUGUGUAGAACGUACAUAACCAUCUCUCGGCUCCACGUUCGGCAGUUAGUGGUUUUGAAGAUUCCAGAUUUUGAAGGAAAAUGCCGAAGUUUCGUGGUUGUUCGCUUCACAAUUGCCAUAUUAAUGGAACGAUAGACACGAAAAAUACAAGACUUGCAAAGUAUAAGUGAUAUUAAUAUUUUGCACUUUUAUUAAGAAUGGUUUAAUAUUAUUAAGAUAGUUAUUUACAACAUUGCAUUAAUUACUGUAACAUUGUUCCUCUCAGUUUUUGGGUAGUCCUAUUAUUUUUGUUUGCAAUAACAUUAAAUUGGAUAUUUGCAAUACUUGGCAAUUUAUACUUUACAAUUUUUAAUAUAGUUUUAUGAAAUGGCUGAUGGGAAUUAGGACCUGACACUGGCAUCUUGUCCAUGGAGGACAUGAACAGGAGGAGGUACAUGUGCAUAGAGCACAUCUUGCCAGAAAUAUUGACUGAAAAAAACAGUUGUGUGGAAUGCAGUCCCCAGUAAAAUGUCCUGACAAUGCCCCGAGGUGCCUAAUGGAGCGCUCAGAGCAUUUAGAGAAAGCUUGUCAGCAAGUGCCUGCCUUACACAUUGCAGCCUCUAUUCAUUCUGGCUUCUUUGCAUGAUCUGGCAUUUCCCUACCUGCUGGAAAAGGGUGCAGUACAUCCUGGAGGUGGCAUUUAUUCCAAUAUGUGAUAUAAUACUGUCAAUUUUGGUCGUCUUUUAGUAUUGCUGUGUGGUAAUUUUGGAUUUCAAGUGAUAUGCCAUAGUAUGUAGUGUUGCACAUGGUCCAUUCAGAUCCAAUUUUUCUAUUCAAAAAGCUGAUGUUUUUUUGACAGUUUUUAAAACUACUUAGUAUUACUGUGAAAUGUAUUCAUUCACCAAACAAAUAGGCUGGGAUGUGAGCUGUUGUGCGAGUGUCAAAUGUGAAUUCAGUGCAUAUAGUUGGAGGUUAGGGAUAGUUUUUACAAGAGUGAAUUGAAUUGAAUGCCUUAUUUUACGUGGCGAGACUCGGGCCGUCAGGCCCGCUCUUCCGUCUGACCACACAAAUUUCGCUACGCUUCUUUCAUCGACUAGCAGAGAACGGAGUUAUUUCUUGGGCGAGAAACAGGCGAUUUGAAUUUAGUUCAGAGGCGUCAUUUAGGCUUGAGGAUCUUUUACAUGCAAGUAAAUCUACUAACAUGGGACAGCCGGAUUUACAUCCCCUCCGAAGGAAGGCGUACGAAGGAUUUUGUCGCCCUAAAAAUCCACGGUUUCGAUCGGGUUUGAACCCACGAGCUUGGGUAUAAGUCCUGUACGCUAACCGUCACACCAUCGCCGCCGCUUGUGAUUUACAUUGUUCCAAAGAAUGUUUUAAGAAUUGAUACAAAUUGUGUGUAAAAGCUUGGAAUACGUAUGCAUGUGAAUUAACUCAUGGAUGUAAAUUGACAUGCCAUACAUUUUGAAUUUCUGAGAGUCUUGUGUUGUUUUCUUUCAAUACGUUCUUAUUAAACCUGCAACAGACUAAAUUGUCACAAAGUUAUGUAUAUGAAUAUGUUUUGGAAAGCAAGUUAUAAAGGGCACUAUUCUUGCAUUUUAUCUAUAUAAAUACAUUCAUAUGAGAACAUUCUCCAUUUGGUGGAAUGACAAGUAUAAUAGGGAGUAUCUUGGCACAAACAUUAGUGAGCCAGUGUUUGAGAAGUGAUAAUUAUUUGUAUGUGUUAAUCACCAUUAAUGUCCCUCAAUUUAGUUUGGCAUCACAGUGUUUUAAAAAAAUGUCAUGACUGAACAGACAAUAAUGAAAAUCUUAAUUAAAAACAAUUCAAUAUCUAAUAGGAAAUACGUAAUUCUGAGUGUAUGAUGUGAUAUUGUGUGUUAUUGAGCAACUUGCUGUGCUUUUGGACAAUUAAUAUAUUGUUGGAAUGCAAAUUUACAAGUCUAUAAAGUAUUUUGGAAUAAAUCAAUUUGAAGUAGAUUCUGUUAAAUCUACUCCAUAUAUUUUCCUACAUAGGGAAUAACAUCUUUUCUUUUAACACAGAAGAUGGAUUUUUUCCUGUACAUCCAAGCCGCAAGACUCCAAUAUUUCACUGAUCAAAAGAAUAGAAGAAAUCUG